GGGGAGAGGGGAGGUGGCGGGAGUCGGAAGAGGGAGAGAAUUGAUGAGGCAGAGGAUUCCAUAGCGGGCGCACAGUUCAGCUGGGAGGAGGAGGACGGUGAUGACAACAGGCAGCCAAGAAGAGGUUGAGCACAAGCACAUCAGACGCUCUCUGACCAACAUGAAGAUGCUGGCGACGUUGUUGUCGCCCAGAGUGACACCUGCACCACCCAUGGAUAUGGAGACCACGCUCGGGGGGUUUCAGAAAGGAGUGCCGAAGGUGGGAACAGGGGUGGCUGGUCUUGGAGUCCCUUCUUCGCCGGCGACGGGUUCGAACCCACGACCUCUGGUCAGUGCUGCGAACUUACCUCCGGUCAAUGAUUCAGAGGCGCGCUCAGCGGACAGAGAGGCAGCUGAUGGGGGGGGAGCGGCCAUGUUCCCCAAUGUGCGGAGAUUGUUCUGGAGAUCUACGGCUUGGAUUGGAGGAAGAGGCAAAGCUGAUGGAAAGGGGGCAAAUGAUGUGUCCGCCACUGGCGAAAGUUUUGGCGGGAGAGCUAGCGAGAAGGCGGGAAGAAUUUCGGGAAAGGCGGUAUUUUUUUCACCGAAUGGUGCAGUGGGUGAUAACGGCAGGACGACAAAUACGAAUUCGAAUUCGAAUUCGAAUUCGAAUUCCAUCGCUCUGCCCAGUGCGAGGGUGCCCCUCCGCUCUCCGCUGAUUUCCCGCUCACCAUCAGUUAGCAGGUUGGAGGUGGCUUCUCCCCGCGCAAGAAUGGGGGUUGAAGCCAACAAGGACAAUGUGGGGCGGGGGGAGGUGGGCAGUGGCGGCAGUGGGUACCAGCCUACUACCUCCACCCCUCUCUCCCCUGGAGCUCUCAGGCGGGAGGCUAACGGUCUGGCUCGCGGUGCGGGUGUGGCGGGUGCGGGCGCGCGCGCCCGCGCCUGCGUGCAGUUAGAUCUCACAGCAUUGGCACGCAACUGUGAGGGCGGCUGCGCAGAGCCUUCCGAGCUCCAUAUGCGCCGUGAUAAGUUCGCCUUUUUUGAAAAGCAGUGCUCGCGCGUGAGGGAGCACAUCUACCUGGGGAGCGAUCUUGUAGCCCGGAACAGAGAGACCCUGCGAGCGGCGGGUAUCACCCACGUUCUCAACUGUGUGGGGUUCCUCUGCCCGGAGUACUUCGCGGGGCAGCUUGUCUACAGGACGCUGUGGCUGCAGGACACACCAGGAGAGGACAUCCUCUCAGUUCUCUACGAUGUGUUCGACUACUUUGAGCAAGUGAAAGAGGAAGGAGGGAGGGUGUUUGUCCACUGCUCCCAGGGGGUUUCCAGAUCGACGGCUCUUGUGAUCGCUUACUUAAUGUGGAAAGAGGGGAAGAGCUACGAUGACGCUUUCCGCGAUGUCAAGGCGGCUCGUGGGGUGACCAAUCCCAACAUGGGAUUUGCCUGCCAGCUCAUUCAGUGGCAAAGGCGUCUUCUUGCAGGAGCAGCAGCAGCAGCAGCAGGAGGAGGAGGAGGUGGAGGGGCGAGGUUGUACCGAAUUGCACCGCAUUCUCACAACGAUCCACUUCAUCUCGUUCACAAGCUUGUGUUGAAGCCUGGGGUGGAAUCGCUGGACACACGUGGCGCGUUUUUGCUGCUGGCUUCGUCGGGUCUGGUGGUGUGGAGAGGGAGAGAAUGUCCCGGUGUUAUUGCGCUGGCCGCAGAGAAGGUUGCGAGGCAGGUGAUCAAGUAUGAGAAGAUGGCCGGACCCAUCCGAUUUGUGAAGGAAGGGGAGGAGAAGGCGGAGUUUUGGGCUACCCUGCGGAGCGCGUCAUCGACCCCCUCUUCCUUGUCAGCCUCUCCGAGAGGAGGUGCUGCAGGAAACGGCAGCCAGCGUCUCACUGUUCCCGCCUACGACGCCGACUACGAUGCAAUUGCCAAAGCAGCUCUGGGUAAUCUUGGCAGCGAACGACUGGUCGCCGCCACGCGGGGCAGCGAACGACUGGUCGUCACCACGUGGGGCAACGAACGACUGGUUGCCGCCGGCGAUUCACCUCGUGAGGCAGAGGGGAGGGAGAGGGAUGGGAGUCGAGGGAGGGGCUCGUCUAGCAGCAAUCCUUCAGCAGUGAACAUGGCCCAGGAUCUGCUAGGUUUCUGCCAUGACGAUGGGUGCUCGGCGCCUUCACAAAGUAUUGGGAAGAAUAACGCAUGGUUGGAGAAUCGGGGAGAGAGAGGUGGUGGAAGGACAGCCGAUUCCGGCAGCUUGUCAGAGACAGAGGGAGCAGUGGUGGCUGUGGUGGGGACACCUAGAGGUGGAGCGAUGAAGGGAGGGCGGGAGAAUGGGUCGCCACCCUGCUGCAUGCCCUUGAGCCCCUCUGGGAGGGAAGGAGAGAUGGGCAGGGAAGGGGGCAAACAUGCAGAGACAAAGGAGCAAAACGCGAGGAGGGAGAACGGUGAGCAGGUGUUGUGGAGGGGGGGUCCCGAAGGAGGAGGGGGGGGAGGAGCACAGGAGGCCCCCACGAUCUCUCAGAGGAGGGGGUGUGACCAGUUCGACGCCGCUAUGGCUGACUCCGCGAAGACCGAGGGGGCUGGGAGUGCAGAGGUGUUACAAGUGGUUGGGACAGCGAGGGAGAGAGCUGACGAGAAGCCCGCCGACGGCGCUGCAGCCACUGGGGAAGCUGUCUCUGUACGCCACGUGUUGAUGGAAGAAUGGAUCGAGACGGCCAGACUAAACAGAGGGGUGCGAAGGGACGAGGGGCCAACAGCAAUGGUAAUAGAAGAAGAAAAGCGGCCACCUGGCUCGAGUGAUCAUGGUACCCUUCCACGGUUGUUCGAAUGGCCCUCCAGAGAGGAAGUUCGCGUCUUCGACUCCGACGACUUGCAGUCACAGAAGGCCUUUGUAUUAUGGAUUCCUAAGGCACGUGCAGAACAGGAGCAGCAGAGGGAGGAGAGGGAGGAGAGGGAGGAGAGAAGCGCAAUAGUGGUGUGGGUGGGACGUGAGUGCAGUAGGAGCAGUGGGGUCGAUGAUGGUCAAGAGACUGAGGAAGAAGAUGAGCAGGGAAGAGGAGGCCGAGCAUGGCAACGGCGAUGGUGGCGGGUCGGUGACCAGUUCCGGCUAUGGAGAAGUCUCGCCGAAGAGACACACAUUCAGGUUGUUGAAGAAGGAAAAGAGCCUGAUGAUUUCUGGGCUUAUUUCAUUCAUGGCUGACUCAUAAGGGAAUCUAUGAAUGGCCAGGAUGGAAGAACAAAGCUAGCUGCAGGAC
Molecule: messenger RNA, 3215 nt
Organism: Chara braunii
Lineage: Eukaryota; Viridiplantae; Streptophyta; Charophyceae; Charales; Characeae
Source: the annotation of a GenBank genome assembly